GGUCAAAGGAUGCCCAGAGACACCAGUCCAAGGAGGGAAACUAUGUGUUGCACAUUUGAACGAGAGGAAGAACGCAGCAAAGAACAAUAAUCAUCGAGGAGAGAGUUCUACAUCAAACGAGUUUCUUGCACGAACAGAGGAACCAAUUGCUUCACGCACUCGUCUGCAAUCUUCAACACGAAUGGCAGACGUAGAAUGCAUCAUCAAAUCUGAAAUUUUUGCAAAGGUGUAUCACUAUCUUUUGACGCUCUUUGCAAACCAUCCAUUCCCGGAGUUUAUUGGUUACGAUGACAUGUGUCAUCUUCUCCGAUUUGCGUUGAAUGAAAAGCGAAGGAAUGUGACACUGAAGACAACAGAAUUUACAGAUGUGCAAAAGAUUCAUCAUGUUGUGGACCGUUUCCACUUCAAGAAGAACCAUAUUGGACACUGGUGCAAAAGCAAAAUCAAUCCUACAAAAUACAAAGAGUUGACUGAUGUCAACAUGUCCAUUCGCGAGCAAAGGUUCAAAUGGUUCGCCAAGUUUAAGCACAUUACGAGGAAAAUGAACAAGGAUAGAUUCAAUUUCUUGCUCCUUGUAAUAUGCCAAAUAGACCACGAGAAAAAAAGCAACAGCAAUUUUCAAAAGAUUAAAGAUCGGCGACCAUUCAAAAGACUAAAGCUUCCACUUUCUUCAUAAACUCUUCGGUUGUGAAGACAGUUUGUACUUGGGUUGAAAGUACAUGCGGCCAUCCAAGGCAUCUUCAGGAGAGAGAGGAGAAGGAGUCAGUGAUCCCAUUGCUAUCUAGCUUCCUACUAGUGCCCGAGCAUUUGCAUUUGUUGAUGGGGAACUCAGGAAAUGGAGAAAAUAACAGAGUGCACAAGAAUGCCAUGGACUGUGGAAUGGAUGCAACCGAUGCAUGUGCCGAGGUCAUUCUCAACGGCUUGAGAGCACUUCCACUCUUAUGUCUCUUGGCAAUUAAUAUGGAUCACUCGAGCUUGUUGAUUGCAGUCGUCAAUUUACUUCGCCGGAACUAUUUCGGACUACUGAUGUGGCUUCCAAUUGUCUGCCGCCACUUUACGUUCUCGGACCUCAUCAGCAAGCUCCUAACGGCAUCACGUCGGCACUUGGUCCUGGGGAUUCUUUUUGUCCAUGACCCAGAUGGAGAAUGAUGCUCAGCUUCUACAUUAUGUACAAAUCAAGAACAACCUGAGGAAAUUUUUUCAAGGACUGAACAAAAAGGACUGGCUUAC
Messenger RNA from Chara braunii, 1230 nucleotides. The record is from the annotation of a GenBank genome assembly. NCBI's taxonomy places the organism in Eukaryota, Viridiplantae, Streptophyta, Charophyceae, Charales, Characeae.